This is a messenger RNA of Mesorhabditis belari, 375 nucleotides long. The record is from the annotation of a GenBank genome assembly. NCBI's taxonomy places the organism in Eukaryota, Metazoa, Nematoda, Chromadorea, Rhabditida, Rhabditidae.
AUGACAGCACAUCCUCGACAUCAUUCCAUUGUCACCCUAACAAACCCAUCCACUUAUUCGCAUUUCGAGACGAAACUGGCGCUAAAAUCGCAAGAAGGGGCCAUGUUGGCCUCAUCAUCGAGUAAAGAUGAUGAUGAUUUGUUGUCAACAAGUUCGGAUGAGAUUGAACAAGUUGCAAGAGAGACUUUGAAACAUUUGGAUGAGAACGAAAAAUCGAUAGCUUCUGUCAAAUCGAAUGGAACAAUCGAUACAAUUGAUAGAGAAAAGCAAGCAGCAAAAGAAGCCGAUCUAGAGAAAGAAGCCGAUAAGAAAGGAGAUCGAGAUCAAGCUGACCCAUCCCUUAUGCCAAUAAUUCGUUCACAAAUCCCAUUCUCG